Messenger RNA from Didymosphaeria variabile, 720 nucleotides. RefSeq lists its product as uncharacterized. The record is from RefSeq and is a predicted model, not a curated record. Lineage: Eukaryota; Fungi; Ascomycota; Dothideomycetes; Pleosporales; Didymosphaeriaceae. The coding region runs from base 1 to 720 and encodes 239 amino acids. The transcript has 2 exons.
AUGGAUCUUGUACAGACAGUGCGAAAAGAAGGAAGCCGCGGCGGCCGCGCCGACUUCAAAUGGGAAGAUGUCAAAGCAGACACCCAACGCGAAAACUACCUGGGCCACUCACUCAUGGCCCCCGUAGGCCGGUGGCAACAAGGCCGCGAUCUAAACUGGUAUGCCAAGGGUGACCAGGACAAGGAGGGAGAAAAAUCAGAAGGCGAGAAGCUCGCAGAAGAGAGGCGCAAACUCAAAGAAGCCGAAGAAGAUGCCAUGCUGCGCGCCAUGGGUCUCCCUGUCCCGGAGCGCGCAUCGACGAACGCAAACUUGACGCCUCUGGGGGAGAAGGCGCAUGAGGCGGAUGUUGAGAAGGCUCUUGAGGAGAAAGCAACGGAUGGCGAUGAGGGAGAAAAGAGGAGGGAGAAGAAGGAGCGGUCACGGAGGCCCAGGGACGACGGUGAGCGCGAUAGAAGGAGGAGGCAUAGGUCCAGAAGCAGGUCGCGGGAUCGGAGAGAAAAGCGACGGGAUCGUUCGAGGUCGCGCGAUAGGAGGGACAGGGAUCGCGAUGGCGAGAGGAGACGCCAUCGAUCACGGAGUCGUGAGCACCUACGGCGGGAGGACCGACAUGAGCGGCGUAGAGAGCGACACGGAGACGAUGAGCGACCACGGUCACAGGAGCGGUACAGACAUCGUAAAAGCCGGUCACCAUACGAAAGGCAUGAGAGGCGGCGAGAUUGA